This is a messenger RNA of Suillus fuscotomentosus, 639 nucleotides long. RefSeq lists its product as uncharacterized. The transcript has 7 exons. Gene Ontology annotation, cellular component: fungal-type vacuole membrane; vacuolar transporter chaperone complex. NCBI's taxonomy places the organism in Eukaryota, Fungi, Basidiomycota, Agaricomycetes, Boletales, Suillaceae. The record is from RefSeq and is a predicted model, not a curated record. Bases 1 to 639 code for a protein of 212 amino acids.
AUGACCUGGUCCGCACUCGAGGAUAUCCUGUACAGGGCGAUUCAAGCGCAGGGGAACCAAAGCGCCUUUGUGCAUCCAGAUAACCUGGUUCCACUAAAACUGGCUAUUUUACGACAUCUACCCGUUCUCGUCUUCAAUGCCGAAAAGGAAUUCGAACAGAAGGAUGCUGCCAUUACUUUGACAUACUUCGACAAUGAAGAUCUUGAACUUCACCUCAGUCACGUGAGGAAGACAGAGGGUGAGCAAAGCUAUCCGUCUCCCGGGUGGUAUGGUGAUACAGACGUGAAAACAGCCAGUGUGCUUGACGUUAUUUUGGAGCUCACUGAACAGCAUCCCUCCAAUUUCAUGGAGCGUCAGACCCACAGGGGGAAGACUGGACAGGCUCGAGUUGAGAAAGGCAAGAAGACACGAGCCGAAGUCGAGUCUAGGAGUCAGCUUGCACAAGCGAAGUUCAGUAUUGUGUUCUUACAAAGCAGCUCCAAGGCAUACGUGUUCAAGGUUCGAGGAGGCACAGACAGUCGAGGUAAACGAUUACCACAGAAGAACAUCAGAAUAGGAACGAAGACUAGAGUGGAGCGGCGGGACUUCUGGACCGCAGAAGCAAUCUGGUUGAUAGCUAGGGAGGGUGGUUUGAUCUAA